Pleurotus ostreatus (oyster mushroom) is the source of this 3120-nucleotide messenger RNA. RefSeq lists its product as uncharacterized. Lineage: Eukaryota; Fungi; Basidiomycota; Agaricomycetes; Agaricales; Pleurotaceae. The transcript is spliced from 12 exons. Gene Ontology annotation, molecular function: ATP binding; DNA binding; ATP-dependent chromatin remodeler activity. The coding region runs from base 1 to 3120 and encodes 1039 amino acids. Gene Ontology annotation, cellular component: nucleus. The record is from RefSeq and is a predicted model, not a curated record.
AUGUCCUACUAUACGAGCUCGCCACCGCCGCAGUCCUCCUCUUUGCCAACUCACUACGAAGACCCCCGUCCAGCGACUGCAGACGACUUCGAAGACGAAGAGGGACGCGACGUGCCCUCGCCAUCUGAGUAUGUAGGCGCGUCCUCUACGGCUGCCAGCACUGCGCCUUCAUCUCCAUCCACAUUCAAGUCUGAAGACGAUGAUUUUGAUUCGGCGUUUGUGAAAAGCGAAGAGGACCUUGGUGUGCCGGACGUACGAAUGAACGACGGGCCAGAGUUUGUGAAAGAUGAAGACAAGGAGGACUUAGACGCGUUGAACUUGGAGACAUUCAACAUGAAGCAGGACGACUUCGAGAAGCUGGACUUCAUCCUCAAGAAGUCCACGCUCUACUCCUCUAUCCUCUGCGAGCGCAUGGAGGAGAACAAGCGGCGGCAGGCAGAAGGAAUUGCCGCCCUGCGUGCCUCCAAGGCGCAAGCCCUCUCCCCAGCUGGCAUCACGCACGAUGACGACGACAGCGCGCCGCGGAUGAAAGGAGGGAAGCGCCUUCGGUCUGACGGCGACGAUGACGGGUGUUCGAGGAAGAGGGUGAAGAGCGAGGACUUGGAGGAGGAAGUGGGGAUAUUCCCGCAGCCGGGUCUGAUCACGGGCGCGAAGAUGAAGAACUACCAGCUGGAGGGGCUGCAGUGGAUGGUGGCCCUGCACCAGAACGGGAUAUCUGGCAUCCUGGGCGACGAGAUGGGCUUGGGCAAGACGCUGCAGACGAUCGCGUUCUGCGCCUACCUCCGCGAGCUGGGGUUCUCGAAGCCGAUGAUGAUCGUCUGCCCGCUGAGCGUGCUGCAUAACUGGGGCUCGGAAUUCGAGAAGUUCGCGCCGGCUAUACCCGUGUGUCUGUACCACGGAACGCCCGAGGAGCGCGCUGAGCUGCGGCGCACGGUCUUAGUUCCCCUUCCCGAUGAUGAUGACGAGGACAAAGGUUCUGUGGGGGCGGUGAAGACGAAGGCGCAGCCGAGUAAGAGAGGAAAAGCGGGGACGGGUAAAGGGAAGAAGGCGAAGGGGGCACAGGCAAAGGGAAAGGUGGUGGGAAAGGCGCGAGGCGGGCAGAGCAGGCAGGGCGCGAAGGCAGAAUCGACCACGGGGAGAAGGAGAUCGGGGAGGCAGCGGCAGAAGCGGGUCGUCGAAGACGAGGAGGAAGACGAAGAAGAGAACGACGUGGAGGAUGAGGCGGCGGACGAAGAGGAGGGAAGUCACGCCGAGGCGCAGAAAGUUGAGAAGGACGAAGUUGUGGAUACUAUGUCGAAGGAGGAGAAGGAGGCGAAGGAGAAAGCGACAAGUGAAGCGGUGGAGAGGUUCCCUGUGGUGGUGACGACGUACGAGAUGGUGAUCAAAGACCGGGCGCAGCUGGGUGUGCAUAAGUGGGGGUACAUCGUAGUGGAUGAGGGACAUCGGCUGAAGAAUAUCGACUGUAAGUUGAUUAAGGAGAUCAAGAAGUACACGACGGCCGGGAGGAUGAUUUUGACGGGGACGCCGUUGCAUAAUAACCUCGCAGAGCUUUGGUCGCUGCUCAACUUCGUACUCCCAGAGAUCUUCGGAGACCUCGACACGUUCCAAGAACUAUUCAACUUGCCUGCGAUGCAGACGACGGUCGGGUCGGAGCGCGCGAGCCAUGUCAUCGACUCCCUGCACUUGAUCCUCAAGCCGUUCCUCCUGCGGCGCAUGAAAGCGGAUGUAGAGCUCAGCCUCCCGCCGAAGAAGGAGUACGUGCUGUACGCGCCGCUCACGGAGAUGCAGAAAGACCUGUAUGGGAAGGUGCUCAACGGCGGGCUGCGCGCGCACCUGAUCGGGCGGGAGAAGAAAGGCCCUAGCAACACCGACGAAGAGACCAAAGAUACGGGUAAAACGGUUGAUGAGGGAGAGGGGUUGGGUGACGGGGAAGGAGGUGAAAAGAUGAAGCUGCGGAGCGAGAAGAGGGGAGGGAAGCGGAAGGUGAAGGUGAAGAAGCAUUAUGAUGUGGAUGGAGACGAUGAAGAGUAUUUCAAAAAGCUGGAGCGGGGCGAGCUGGAUUCGCGGGGGUUCAUCGUGGAUCCGACGAAUAAUGACGAAGCAGAGAUGGCCGAGCUCGGGAGGGAGCAUCAGCAUAAGACGACUGUUAAACAAGUCAACAAUAUGAAACUGCAGAACACGGUGAUGCAGCUCCGUAAAGUCUGCUCGCACCCGUUCCUCUUCGACUGGCCGCUGGAUCCCAAGUCCCAACAGCCAGUGAUCGACGAGCGGCUCGUUGAUUGCAGCGGCAAGAUGAUGGUCCUAGAUCGCCUGCUCACGGAGUUGUUCAAGCGGAAACACAAAGUGCUGUUGUUCAGCCAGUUUACCACCAUGCUCGACAUUAUCGAGGAUUGGGCAACGGAGUUCAAGUCGUGGAAGCUGUGUCGAAUAGACGGGAGCAGUCCCCCGCUCGUACGGCGCAACCAGGUGGACUUGUUCCAGAAGGGCGGCGACGGCCCGGACGUGCCCUGCCUUUUCCUCCUCAGCACGCGCGCGGGAGGCCUGGGCAUCAACCUCACCGCCGCAGACACCGUCAUAUUCUACGACCAGGACUGGAACCCGCAAAUGGACAUCCAAGCCCAGGAUCGCGCGCACAGGAUCGGGCAGACGAAGCCGGUGCUGAUCUUCCGUCUCGUGAGUGCGCAUACGAUAGAGACGAAGAUCAUGCAGCGCGCGAAUGAGAAGCGGAGGCUAGAGGCGCUUGUCAUCGCCAAAGGCAAGUUCAAAAUGCCCGGUGCAGCCUCAGCGAAGCGUGGCGCAAAGUCGAGCAGUAUGGGCCUUGUCGAUAUGGCGGCUGAACUCCUGCAGCUGGAAGGCGAGAAGAUAGAGGUUGUGCCGAAUACGACGGCGGGGAAACGGUCGGUGCUGAGCGAUGCGGAUUUGAGGGUGCUGCUUGAUCGGAGACCUGAGGUUUUUACUGAGCGCGGCAGAGGUUGGACGUCUGCUGGUAAUGGAGAAGGCGUGCAUUCGCGAGGGAAUGUCAAGGGAGCGAAGACGGCGUUUGCUGUGUACGAGCCCGCGGCCAAUGAAGCGAACGAAGCCGUGGCUGCAAUUCUUGGUGAAGACAUCAAGGACAUCUAG